AUGCAUUUCUUACGUUACAAUUUUCUAGAUCCACUGAAUGCUAAAAGUAACAUCAAGAAUUUCCAGAGGUAUUUGAAGAAAUCAACAAGAAGCCCAAAAGGUGGACCAUAUUCUACGCUUCAGUGCGGUGACUUUUCAGAAUUUGAACAUCUUUUUUCGAAACGCGAGAGGAAAGAGCACAAUCUUUUUUCUGAAAGCAAUCAGUUUGACUCUGAUGCAAAGUCUUUAGCUUACAGAGUUGAAUAUGAAAACAACGAAAGUUUGGAAAUAAAGGAAGAAAUCGUGCAAGAUGAAGAGUCAGUUGCAGAUCAGGAAUUUGAUACAAGAUAUGAUACAAAAUUGUAUACCGCGGAUUUAAGAAAUGCUGAGAUGUUGACUGUUAUUGAACUGCGGAACCAAAAGAAGCAGCAAAUUCAAGAUUUACAACCGGAAAUGAAAUACGCAUGUGAAAAGUGUGCUCGAUCCUAUAAACAUAAAUAUAGUUUAACUCAUCAUCAAAAAUACGAAUGCGAUAUCAUGCCACGCUUUAAGUGUAAAAUUUGUGGCCAAAAAUUUAAAAGGAUAUAUAGCUUGAGUCGCCAUCAAAGUCGCAUACAUUUUAAAACUAACUAACAUACAUCGAAAUCAUUUAACUGCAUUUGUGUUGAUAAUAAUU
Molecule: messenger RNA, 655 nt
Organism: Belonocnema kinseyi
Lineage: Eukaryota; Metazoa; Arthropoda; Insecta; Hymenoptera; Cynipidae
Product: zinc finger protein 646-like
Exons: 2
Coding region: 1-612 (203 amino acids)
Source: RefSeq, a predicted model, not a curated record